Messenger RNA from Chara braunii, 2878 nucleotides. Lineage: Eukaryota; Viridiplantae; Streptophyta; Charophyceae; Charales; Characeae. The record is from the annotation of a GenBank genome assembly.
CCGUUCGUCAGUUGGCUAGGUGGGUGAGGUGGCAGGUGCGACAUGGCACUUGGUGGGAUUCCAUGGGCAUCCUGUUCCGUAUCAUGGAGCCUGUGUACGACCUGCUGCGCAGGUUGGACCGUGGAGGGCUGCACAUGUCGCGGGUGGUUGAGUGGACACAGGAUGUGGCCCGCCAGGUAGCAGAGGAUGUUUGUGCACUUCCGGCCGAUCUUGCACACUACAUUGUGCAGAGGGUGCAGGCUCGAUGUGCUCACAUGUUGGAGUCGGCGCACGCCGCUGAUCACCUUCUUUUUCCCAGCCGGCAGGACUUGCGGUACUUCGAGGGCGUAGUCAGCGACUACGACGUGAGCUUAGUGAGGGAGGCGGAGACUUACAUCUUGUCGCAGACAGGAUUCAGUGUAGCGAGCCCCGAGUACGAGACCGCAUGUGCGCAGUUGCGCGACUUCCACACACAGAGGGGGAUGAUUGCGUGGGGGGGAAGGGACGAAGACAGAGAGGCACAGAGGUGUACGGGCGAUGCGGAGACAUACGAAGCUCCUUCGAGUGAUGUGGGCGAUGUUUUUGGGACUCGAGCAGCCACAUUGCACCCGUACCCUCGAGACGACAGUAAUUCCGAGGGUCACGAGGACGAGGACGAGCGGGCGGUCCCUGCUACUGCCACUCGUGCGGCAGAUGAGCGUGAUGAGUGGAGCGACCCAGAGGACGUUCGUAGACGGAGUGGCGGAGAUGACCUUUUCGUUAGACUUGAUUUUGAGGAGUCAAGGGGUCGUCAUGGGAGCCCCCUAGAGCGUCAGAGGCCUACAUCCACUGCCCCGCAGUCCACUGAGCGGGAGAGAGAUCCUGGGUCUGUACCUUCCAGGGGGGCGGAGUCGGGGAUUGGUGGGGGCGCCCCUGGCUAUCGUAGUGGCAUAGCAUCAUCCACCGCUCUUCCCACUUCGACGGAGCAGCUUCAUCGACACCUAGCCCGCGAUGGUCGAUUGCACAGAUUGGUGAGGGGCCCGAGACAACGAUUGGAGGACAGAUUAGCAGGCGGUCCUUCACCGGUCCAGGGGGACGAGGGAGAUACACAGGGGUUGGCUGGUGGAGACGGUGGUGCGUUGGCCGGAGGUGGAUGUGGUAUCGAGGUUGCUGCGGCGGUUGAGGCGCACGAGAUUCGGAGUGGCGGGGAUGAGGGGAUACCGACGGGUGGCGGAGGCGGUUUCAGUGAGUUUGGUGACACCUUAUUGGGACGGAUCAGCUUCCUGGACCCGAACAGUUUCUCCCCUGCCAUGCGCGGAGAGGUGAUGUCGGGGGCAGAGGGAGAUGAGGAUCGCACACCUCUUGGAGAGACAUCUGAGGAGAGCUUGGAUAGGCUUGAGAGUCGUCGAGCGUGCCUCAUGGCACAGAGGGACCCCAGGACGCAGGCGUACGCCCGUGUUGCGGUGGAGGAGCGAUGGAGACAGCUGGGGACAUUUACGUCGGCGUCCCUUGACGUAGCGCCGGGUGCCCACACGGAUCCUCCGACAGAGGUUCACGAUACGACGCAGCGGGAGGCGACUUUAACCGAGGCUUCGAGUAUGGGAGUGGAUGUUCGGCAGGGGACGCACGAGAGCGGGUUGGCAGCGGCAGAGGAGCCACGUUCGGAGUCGGUGCAGCCUCCUGCCGUCCAGCUGAGGCCCGAGGAGACGUCGCAUGAGGUCGAGGGCGUGCCUCUGGCCACAGGUUUAGUUGAGGGUGCCGUGCAGAUGUCCCCGGGUCUGGAGGACAUACAGACAGGGCAGUCAGUGGGCGUUGAUGAUAUGCGCCCAUCGGCACAGGCGGAGGGGAGAGCACCGACCACCGGGGGGGAGGCCCGGGAGGGGGGCGUAGCGGGGACCGUUGAUGUUGGCGGGGUGGGGGUGCCUGUUCAGGCGGAUCCGAUGUCCACGUCUGGGGGGGGUAAUCCCGCACAGGUCGACAGGCGUGACGCAGACGGACAGGAGAUGCCACAGACUUUGGUGGUUCGCACAACUGUGGGGCCAGUGGUGCCACAUCAGGCACCGUUUUUGGAGGACCAUAGGCGUCGUGCACAUCGCGGUGGCCCAGUCGAGGACCGACGUGUAGGCAGGGGCAAGUGCAUACCUCCGGUCCCCACUUUUGCACCGUCACGGGCGAGGCCGGAGAUAAGGUAUGUGGCUACGCCUCGGGGCAGCCUCCCUUUUGGUUUUAUGACCGCUAAGGAGUUGGAGGAGCACGGCAGGACGAAUUUGACGGAGAUUGACCAGUGCAUUUUAAGUGAGACGAGACGGGUGACGACGGCGAGUGCCGAUCGUCAGCCAGGUUUGAGAGGGGUUUCCACGAGUGCAAGACGUCGAGAUGUUGUAGCUUCAGGGUUUGAUGGUAGAGGCGGUGGCGGCGGUGGCAGCGGUGGCGACGGCGACGGCAGACGUGAGGGCGCAGGCGGUGCCACGACGAGCGCAGUGGAUCUGCCGCGGACGUACGGUUUGAGAGAGGUGUCGAUUAUUUUGCAGGAGUCUGACGUUGUUACACGACCGAGGCAGGCCCGACACGUGCCCUUAGAUCGACGCCAGGAGGGGGAGACUUCAGGGACAGACGACCUACCUAUGGCACGCGAGUCACGCCGACGUGAUGACCUAGCAGCCGCAGGCACCAGGACGGUGAGAGGCAGGAGAGUCAUUAUGGACGACGACCCCGACGAGCGUCCCGUCGCUCCGGAGCCUUCGACUGGCAAACGUGGCGGGCAGCGUCAGAGAGAUCGAGGACGUGGCAGUGGUCGGUCCCACGGACGAGGUUCUCAUCGGUCCGAGCGAGAUCCGCGUGCACACGACGAUUGUUGAUGGAGUACGGACUUGCGUUUUCUUGACUUUCUCAGUGUAGCUCAGCUUUUUGUUAUCCAUGU